CUAGAAUCUCAGACCACUAACGUGUCAACCUCAGCUCCCUGUCAGCUUCUCCAAAGAGCCCAAACCAGGAAGAGUCCUCAGAGAUGAAGGGAAAAGAACACUCUGGAUGGAGAAGGAGCCAAGAAGGAGUGGUGCAGAGGCCUGGAGGAGGAAUCAAGAGUCAAUCAAAGAGUCAGGAAGUCUGGAAACAUGAAGGACUUCAUCCAAGUGCACAGGAACCAGCAGGAGUUUCCCAGAGUCCCCUCUUUGGGGAGGGUUACAGGCCACUACGUAAGGAGCAUUCAGAUGCUUCUUUUUGUACCUGCAGUUUGGGUACUUCCCUGAGCCUUCUGAUGUGAAAAAAAGGUAUUAUCCCAUCUCCCAGCAGAGGAAACAAACUCGGUGGGUCAUCCAGUAUGAAGUCCUGAACUGAACAUACUGCUCAAUUCUGCAAUCCUGCGUGCACAGCAAAGAGUGACGGGCCAGGGACAACUGGGAGCAUUUCUCACUCACAAGCUGGUUGGAGUUCUUAUUUGGCAAGUGUUGCAGCUCACAGACUGGGAGGAAUGGUACCAGCUGUGAUCCAGCUUCUUUUCCUCCAGCUUGUUCUAGGGCCCACUCUAGUCAUGACCAUCCAGCAGGAGGCUGCUGUUCAGAACUUCCGCACCUUAAACAUGGACUAUCCCAAGGUGAACUUCCCAGGUGAUUUCGAGGGCUACUGUAAUGGUUUUAUGUCCUAUGUGCGGGGCAGAAAGCAACACUGGUAUUGCCCUACGAUACAUUAUGUGAUACAUGCCCCCUGGAAAACCAUCUGGAAGUCCUGCAAGAACAGUGAGAGCUUCUGUGAGAACUACAACGAAUACUGCACACUCACCAAGGUGUCCUUCCCCCUCACCAUCUGCAAACUGUAUAAGAAUCAGCCACCCACCAGCUGCCACUACUCAAGCACUGAAACCAACGGAAAGAUCUACCUGCUCUGCUCCAGCAAGUAUGAAGGCCAACCGAUAGAUAUCCUUGGGCUCUAUAAGGGAAUUUAUAAGUGACAAUUUCUCCCCUUCCCAAACCUACCUGGUGGGUAUCUCUAGCUAUAGGAACCUCCCUGAGACCUUUAGACCCACUUUAGCCUCAUUUCCCUUCAGUCCUCCUCAGUCUCUGUUCUGCACCUCUCUCUGAAACCAUUGAUAUUUCCCUUCACCUAACCUGUCCUUUCCUUUCUCCUCUUCAUGAGCCCAGAGCUAUCUCUCCCAGCACUCCAGUUAGUCACCCUGCCUUCUUUCUUCCAGUUUGCUCAUCUAGGCCCCCUGGGAUUUCAAGUUAUCUUCUCUCAUGCAUUCCUCCUGAGGUUUCUGCAUUCCUUUAUUUCCAGUAGCUUCUAACAUUGUCCAAACUCCAGGGUCUGCUGCUAAUAAGGCAUGAGGUAGAUGAGCUGGAUCUGGUUCUGGCCAUGUAAAAUUUUUUUUUUU
This is a messenger RNA of Sciurus carolinensis (gray squirrel), 1442 nucleotides long. It is a transcript of the gene Rnase13, whose product is annotated as ribonuclease A family member 13 (inactive). The transcript has 4 exons. The record is from RefSeq and is a predicted model, not a curated record. Gene Ontology annotation, molecular function: nucleic acid binding. Bases 546 to 1022 code for a protein of 158 amino acids. Lineage: Eukaryota; Metazoa; Chordata; Mammalia; Rodentia; Sciuridae.